CUUGAAGUCGCGAAUAUAAAGGGAGUGUAGAUGGGAAUGGAUGCUAAACUCUCCUUGACUAAGAAGUUUACAGAUAUCUAUUCAACUAAGACCAUUCCAAGCUCUACAGAGCAACCAUUUAAUACCAAGUUCAGAGAAUUCGUAAAAAGUGAAAUAUGGUCAAAAAUCACAGCUGAAUUCUACAACUGUCUUGAAUUUGAAACUGCCAUUCGUUUUCGUUGUUAUGAAAUUAGUUCUAAAAAACAUGACUUUGAGGAGAACGUUAAGGAGCUAUUUUCAAUCCUAGACUUACUAGUUGUCUUGAAUGAAAUUGAUGCUUCCUACUGUGAUGCAGUCUUCCCGUUUUUAAUUUUAGAGGAGUUAAUGGACAUUCAUAGUCUAACGGAGUGCCGAAGGCUGUAUGAGUAUUUUGAGACAAGAUCAGUUCUUUUGGAUGGUUUAGUCAGUAAUCGUGGUCGUGGACCUGUUUUACUGCGUAUUUCGAACGAAUUGUUGCGCCGACUUUCGAGACAAAUUGACCCUGCGCUUUGUGGUCGCAUUCAUAUUUUGCUCAGCAAAGCUUUUGCUCCAGAAGAAAGGAGCGGCUCUAAUGUUCGUGGUGAUUAUAAUCUAGAAAAUUCAGUAAUUACUACCAAGGUUUCGUCACCAAAUAUCCCUGCAUCCGAUGGAAAUGAAGCCUCUUAUUCUCAAAAAGUGCAGUCUCUCUAUCAAAUAUUUUGGGAAUUACAAGAUCUGCUUGUCCAGCCACCAAAAAUUGCACAGAUUUCUGAUAAUUUACAAAAGUUUUUGAAUUCCACAAAUACUAUCUUGGAAUCUUUUGAGUCUAUUCAAAAAAACACAUUUUUUUUAGAUAAUCCCAAACCUACUAUUAACCCUACGUCGAAUGCUUUGCUUCCGGAAAAGUACACAGUUAUAAACGACAAUCUAUGUCCAAAUUACAUUCGUUCCCCUCCUCUUUUUGACUUUCAACUGAUAGAUGAAAGUUUUCGUCUUCAGUUUUUGCUGCAGGCUGUUAUUUUAUGUGAUUUUUUGUUAGACUUUUCUAAAGAACGAUUGGAGUCACGCCAAAACCGUCCUUUCACAAAUAAGUCUGUAGCGCCUAAUACAAGUUUAUCUGACGAAGAUGAGAAGAACGUGUCAAACCUACUGAAUCGGAUUUUUGCACUUUUAAAAGAACUAAAGAAUGGUGCUUAUUUUGAUACAGUGACAUCCGUGAUCAACGUGGAAAGUAAUUGGAAAAAUUGGAAAGGUUUUGGUUGUCUUUCGUUUGAAAAGCCUUUACUUGAUAAAUCCAUUUUAGAUGAAGCGGUUGCUGGUCUAAAAAAAGUUGCAGGUACGCCUCCGAAAAUCCGUUAUGCCAUGGGUAAUGCAGCGCUUGCUAAAAUAUGGAAAAAUGCUGGAGAGAAUUCUUUAGAAGAUUUAAAAAAGAAAGAAAGAUAUCAGAUACCUACUCCGAAAAGUUUCCUUUCUGGUGUAAGACACGACUCUGCUGAAAUUGAAGAGUCGGUAAAGGAAGAUGAGCGAGAAUAUCAUCAACAAGCAAAAGCUUCAAAAACUUGGCGUGCUUUUCGUUCUGCGAUCAAUUCGCAUUUAGAAGCCUUUGAAUUUACCGGGUUGGGUGAUCUGGAGCUAUUGUCUCAGGCUAUUGAAGGUCAUACGACAUUGGAAAAGCCGAAAACAAAUAUGAAUCCUGCUUUCGACAUAAACAUCGUUGAGAAGGGUGAUGAAAAGUUACAUGAGAAAGUGAUAGAAGAACAAAAAAAGCAGGAAAUUCAAGAUGCUACGCCAAUGGAUGAAGAUAAAGAACCAGAGUCUAAAGGAGAGCAGCAGAUUGAGCCUGUAACCACAAAGGAAGAUUUGAAAAAGUCGAAUGAUCAGAAGGAUUUAUCUACAGAUCUUCAGAAGGAAAAUGGAAAAGAUGAAGCUGAAUAUGAAAGCAAAAAAGAAGAUGGUACCGAUAAACAACCAAAAUCAGUGCCUAAAGAUCAAUCCGAUAAAGUAAGUAAUCCCUCUGAUGAAAACUCUACAGCAGCGCAUGAGGAAAGAACAGAGGAGGCCGAGAACGUCAAAGAUUCAGAAAAUAAGAAGCGAUCUCGAGAAGGAGAUGUAAAUGAAGAAACUAUUAGUUUAAGUCCAAAACGUCAAAAAACUGAAGAGAAAGAGAACACUGAUUCUUAGUUGGAAGUCUUAAUGUAUGUAAGGAUAAUGUCUACAAAGUUUUUUGUUGGUGUAGGAAUUUUUCAUCAUAGUUUUAAUUAAUUUAUCUUAAUUAAAGUAAAAAGAUUACGACGUAUUUUAGGCCUAAUUUGGGUUUUUCUUGUUCUUGAAUGCUGUAUUCGGU
This is a messenger RNA of Schizosaccharomyces cryophilus OY26, 2341 nucleotides long. Its product is annotated as THO complex subunit. The transcript has 3 exons. The coding region runs from base 31 to 2178 and encodes 715 amino acids. The record is from RefSeq and is a predicted model, not a curated record. NCBI's taxonomy places the organism in Eukaryota, Fungi, Ascomycota, Schizosaccharomycetes, Schizosaccharomycetales, Schizosaccharomycetaceae. Gene Ontology annotation, cellular component: THO complex part of transcription export complex. Gene Ontology annotation, biological process: mRNA export from nucleus; regulation of DNA-templated transcription elongation.